AUGAGAAACCAGGAAACGGUGCCCAGAAACCUGUCUCAGAACUACCUAAAGAAAGAGAAACAGCUGGCAGGAUCUCUGUCUCUGGUCUUGGCUUUGUUUGCCCUGUCCUGGCUCCCUCUCCACAUUAUGAACUGCAUGGUUUACUUUGGUCAGCAGAAUGAUUUCCUUCUGGUCAUGCAGCUGGUGAUUCGACGGUACAGUCCCUCAGACAAGGACACAGUGCUCAACCUGUUCAGCAUCGGCAUCCAGGAGCACAUCCGUCCAUGUUUUCACAACGCCAUAACCAGCCCUCUCUACCUCGCCAUAACGCUGGCUCUGUGUGUCGCUGGCUACCUGCUCGGCUCCGUGUUAGGGGCUGUGGUGUUACCAGGAGCCUGGGUGGGCCUUGUCUACUACUGCUGUCAUGAGCUAUAUGCCUGCUACGUCAGGGAGAAACUCCGGACAGACAUGCAGGACAUCCCUGGGAACUAUCUGAGCAAACCGAAUGACUGUUUCUGGGUAGCGGAGGCUGAGGUUGAUGGGAGGGCCCAGAUCAUGGGUAUGGUGGCUGUAGUGGGUAAACAAAAUGGGAAAGAAAUACACGGGGAACUUUUCAGAAUGAUCAUCUCCCCAUCGUGUAGACGCGUGGGCCUGGGCUUCAGGAUGGCUCAGACUGUGGUGGACUUCUGUAAGGAACAAGGCUUCUCCAAGGUCGUGCUGGAGACCAGCUCCAUUCAGAAAGCUGCUGUGUCGCUGUACAAGAAACUGGGGUUCAGCCAUGUCCUCUCACACACUGAAACACAGGCUCCUGUCUGGAUGAUAAUGCUGGCCAAGGUGUCUGUUGUAGUAAUGGAAAAACACCUGUAGUCAUGAAAUAAUCCUGAUCAGCUACUGCGAUGUUCCUGUUGUGCUCCUCUGUAUCAGUGGUUUAACCUUUUGCAUCGAUAAUAGUUGACUGAAACCAUAAUCUGUAAGCUAUGUCUCACAAACUCAAAGUCUCAGGUAGAGCAUAAAGCAAGAGCCUUUUCUUUGCACUUUAUGUAAGACCAAUUUAUCUCAAUGUUUUAAACAUGCUCUUAAAAGUUUACUGGACCAAAAUACUCUGACUGUUGACCACUGAUAAUAUUUCUUUAUAAAUGCUAGUUUCAACUCCUGUUGUUCUAUUUCACAAAUGAUCGAUCACAUUUACUUGUUUUUAUAC
This is a messenger RNA of Cottoperca gobio, 1180 nucleotides long. RefSeq names its product N-acetyltransferase 8-like 2 (gene nat8l2). The record is from RefSeq and is a predicted model, not a curated record. NCBI's taxonomy places the organism in Eukaryota, Metazoa, Chordata, Actinopteri, Perciformes, Bovichtidae. Gene Ontology annotation, molecular function: N-acetyltransferase activity.